Molecule: messenger RNA, 1160 nt
Organism: Suillus subaureus
Lineage: Eukaryota; Fungi; Basidiomycota; Agaricomycetes; Boletales; Suillaceae
Product: DOPA-like domain-containing protein
Exons: 8
Coding region: 448-1002 (184 amino acids)
Source: RefSeq, a predicted model, not a curated record
CUUUAAAGUCCACCGUUAAGUGUACAUCUCUUCCUUGAAAACACGGUCACCGCCAUCUUUGAUUGCAAAUAUUUUCGUUCUUCCCUUCGCACUGAAUUCUUGCGCACUCGUGCUGCAUGGCAACACUUCCGAUGGGCUAUUUAUUUACAUAUGAAUUUGAAAAUUAAUGGUAAAUACCAAUCACGGACACGGCUCGGAACUAUGACACUUGCACCCAUUAUUGUUGCUCAGUAUCAAUGCUUGUCUUUCACUGAACUUGUAUAACAUGUGGCAAUCCCGGCGCCCCUUUGACUUGUGUCACAUAGGCGUAUUGCACAUUCUACCGUCUCUGAAGUCUGCUGAUCGCCUUUCAAGGGCACGGCACUUGACACUUACAAAUAUAUCAUCCUUGGCGCUAGUAGUUACGACUAGCUGCGGAGCCGGGCUUCCUUUUCAAAGAGGGUCAUAAUGUCAGACUACCACCCACCAACCGACCUUGAAGAAGUUGUUAACUUGGAAGUCAAAGAGUGGCACUUCCAUAUCUACUUCCAUCAGCGCAACGCUGAUCAGCACCAGGCUGCAUUGGACUUGCGUGAUGCUGUCCUGCGUCUAAGGCGUGAUGGAGCGUUCGUCGCUGUGCCAUUAUUUCGUGUGAACACCGACCCUAUCGGUCCUCAUCCAGUCGGUUCAUACGAGAUCUGGGUCCCUUCAACCUCGUUUUCCUCUGUAUUUUCCUACCUUUGUAUGAACAGGGGUGAUCUAAGCAUACUCGUGCACCCGCUGACCCGUGAAGCGAGAAAAGACCAUCAACUCCGGAAUGCGUGGAUUGGCCCUCCAUUCCCUCUUGAUCUGUCUGCUCUCCCGGUGAAGACUGAAGAGUUACCCAUACAAUAUCCGAGUCUGAAGCUCGGCUACUCUGCACCAGAACCCGAGUUUACCCUUGAUCAGCGCCGCCGCAUCGGUGCCAACCUCGAGCGCAUCCUGAAGGGCGAGAAGGAAGCUGCCAAGGCUCCCAUGAAUUAACAAUUUGGGCCAUCCACACGAUUGGAGUCGUUAGUUCUACAUAUGACCUGUGGAGAUGUUUUAUGCAUAUUUAGCUAUGAUGUUUGUAUUCUGGUGUAACGGUUCGCAGAAGAAUGAACAUAAGUUGGAUUCGGUGACUAUUUUGCAUGACUCAUGGC